Paramecium sonneborni is the source of this 1449-nucleotide messenger RNA. NCBI's taxonomy places the organism in Eukaryota, Ciliophora, Oligohymenophorea, Peniculida, Parameciidae. The record is from the annotation of a GenBank genome assembly.
AUGUAUAAAUCAUUUUUUGAUAAUUAAGAUUAGGGUUUUUGGUCACCUCGAAAAGUCAUCAAUAAUAGCACUUAAAUUAUAGAGGGGUUAUUUUAUGUACCAACAAAAAGUGUAAAUUUGUAUGAUUUAAUCUCUCUAAAAUUAUAAGGGAAAUGUCUAAUAAUGAAAGAUGGGAAUGUAUGCAUCAUUUUUAUAUAUAGACUGAAAUAUAUGCAGAUAUAGAAAAUGCUUGUGUUAUGAGAGUGGAACAGUAAGGAAUUUGUUUAAUAAAGAAUUAAAUUGAAUUUAAUUUUUAUGGUGAAGUUGAUGAGUUUUAUAUGAAUCUCAAAUAAUAUUGCAUUCAAUUAGAUUUUUAAUCGAGAUAUCAUCUUCUCUCUGUAAUAGGAUAAGGAAACUUUGCUAAAGUAUUCAUUAAUUUAAUUAAAGGUGUAUAAAGCCAGAAAUAAACAUAAUUUAGCUGAAAAUGCAGUAAAAGUGUUUGAAAAAUCUUUAAUUUCUUAAAUGACAGAUAGAUUGGCCCUAUUAAAAGAGAUACACAUAUUAAGAUAAUUAUCACACUCGAACAUUAUUUAAUUACAUGAAGUUUUCGAAACAAAAACUCAAAUUUAUCUCGUAUUUGAUUAUUUAACAGGGGGUGAUCUCACUCAUUAUAUUAACAAUAAUUAAUCAAUUUAAGAAGAAUAAGCAAAGACAAUAAUGAUGGAACUUCUUAAUGCUUUACUUUAUAUGCACUCGAAAGGUAUAUUUCAUAGAGAUAUAAAACCUUAAAAUUUACUACUUCGUAAAAAAGGUUAAAUUACUGAUAUAGUUAUUGCAGACUUAGGAUUAGCUGAUUACUAUAGAAGAGAUGGGAAAUAUAUGUUUACCAGAUGUGGUACUCCUGGAUAUGUUGCUCCUGAAAUCUUAUUAGAUAAUCCUUAUGAUUUCAAGAUAGAUAUUUAUAGUUUGGGAGCAUUGCUCUAUGUUAUUUUAACUGGAAAACCAUUGUUUAAAGGAGCUACUGAAUCAGAAACUAUUUAAUUAAAUACAGAUAAUAAUUUAGACUUUUCUAAUACUUAAUUAUCAACAACUUGUAUUGAUCUACUUAAAAAUAUGCUGAACAAAAAUCCUUUGUUUCGAUUUUCAAUUUUACAAUGUAAAUCUCAUCAAUGGUUCUAACAAGAAACUCAACCUAUCUUUAUUCGUAUACGACAUUCCAUGAGAUCUAGACCUCAAUUUCAUCUAGAUCUCAAUAGUGAAGACAGCAGUCCUAGAAGUCCUAAAAAAAAUUAAAAACUAUUUAAAAUUAAAACUAAUUUACUCUCUCCUAAAUAAAAUGGAAGCUCAACUUCUAGUUUUGAAAGAUUAAGUAAAUAGAGUGGAAUCAUAUGUAAAACGGAACCAUCUGAAUAGAAAUCAACAUUUAAUAAGCUUAAAUUAUCAAAGUAAAGAUAAUCUUUAAAAUAUUGA